Messenger RNA from Saccostrea echinata, 1837 nucleotides. RefSeq names its product sphingolipid delta(4)-desaturase DES1-like. The record is from RefSeq and is a predicted model, not a curated record. Gene Ontology annotation, cellular component: membrane. Gene Ontology annotation, biological process: ceramide biosynthetic process. Gene Ontology annotation, molecular function: acyltransferase activity, transferring groups other than amino-acyl groups; sphingolipid delta-4 desaturase activity. NCBI's taxonomy places the organism in Eukaryota, Metazoa, Mollusca, Bivalvia, Ostreida, Ostreidae. Bases 118 to 1800 code for a protein of 560 amino acids. The transcript has 10 exons.
UGACUUGUUUUGCAUAGACGAUCACGUGACUCAUAAGUGUUGGAGUGGUACGAUUGAUCGGUGCGUGAGGCGAUCAGAAGGGCCGUGUCUGCCAUUUCAUCAAGACGGAUACUGAAAAUGGGUGCACGAGUGUCAAGAGAAGAUUACGAAUGGGUGUACACAGAGGAACCACACGCGACACGAAGGAAAGAAAUUAUGGCAAAAUACCCACAAAUAAAGAAGCUGAUGCGACCAGACCCCAAUCUGAAGUACAAAGUUCUGUUCCUGGUAUCCCUGCAGAUUCUGGCCAUGUCUAUCAUCUCCUCCCAGUCCUGGAUGGUAGUGUUCCUCAUGGCUUACGUAUUUGGGGGGACCAUCAACCACUCCCUGAAUCUUGCCAUUCAUGAAAUUGCUCACAAUCUUGCGUUUGGACACAGUCGUCCUCUAGCAAACAGAAUCCUGGGAAUGAUCGCUAAUCUACCCAUCGGUGUUCCCAUUUCUGUCUCAUUCAAAAAAUAUCACCUAGAGCAUCACCGUUACCAAGGUGAUGAGAAGAAGGAUGUGGAUAUUCCCUCUGAUUUUGAGGGUAGGAUGUUCAAUCGUACAUUCACAAAAUUGAUCUGGGUGAUUCUCCAACCCUACUUCUAUGCAUUCCGACCCUUGUUUAUACGACCGAUGCCAGUCUCGACACUGGAGAUUGUCAACUUCAUAGUUCAAGUGACCUUUGAUGUUAUAGUGUAUAAGUACUUUGGUAUCAAGGCCAUCUUCUAUUUUAUACAAGGGACUUUCCUAGGCACUGGACUACAUCCAAUGUCAGGACAUUUUAUCUCCGAGCACUACAUGUUUAUUAAAGGCCAGGAGACUUAUUCGUAUUAUGGUCCCUUGAAUCUCUUAACCUUCAACGUAGGAUAUCAUAACGAACAUCAUGAUUUUCCCAGCAUCCCUGGGUGUCGUCUACCAGAGGUAAAGAAAAUUGCGCCAGAGUAUUACGACAACCUGCCUCACUAUGACUCUUGGGUCAAGGUCAUUUAUGACUUUAUAACGGACCCCGAGAUAGGGCCAUAUUCUAGAGUGAGAAGAAAUAUUAAGGAAUCGGAAGAAAAAAAGGAUAAUUAUGCAGAAAUCUGCAGAUUUCCCAGUACCUCUCACAUGAGUCAAAAGCCCCUUGUUAAAGGACAGACAGAAAAACACACAAUACAAAAAUACACCAUCCUGAAACUGAGAUUCUAUGGUUUGCAAUAUCGUCUAUUUCAGAAUGGGUUUGAGGAGUGUUAUUUAUUUGAUCCACAAAUCCUACAUGAUCUGGAGUUUGGGGAUCAGAAAUGUGCCAGCUACAAGCCGGAAAUCAACUUGACAGAUCCCGGGGAGGGGCUAAAAAUAAGGCCUCUGUGUAUCUCAGACUAUGAUAAAGGUUACCUUUCACUCCUCAAACAACUUACAGAAGUUGGUGACAUUUCCAAGGAACAAUUUGAAGAGCGAUUCCAGUUAAUGAAGUCCCAGUCAAACCUGUACUACACGGUAGUGAUAGAGGACACAGUCACCCACCAAGUUGUUGGAUCCGCCACUCUAGUGACGCAACUGAAGUUUGUUCUACAGUGUGGUAUUAAAGGCAGAAUAGAAGAUGUGGUUGUGCAUAGUUCAUAUCAAGGAAAACAAUUAGACAAGCUGUUUGUUGAUGUUUUAACGUUACUAAGCAAGAAGCUUGGCUGCUUUAAGGUUUCCGUUGAGUGUCAAAAAAGAAUGAUCCCAUUUUAUUCCAAAUUCGGAUACAUUAAGGCAGAAGGACGUAACUUAAUUCUACGGCGACACGUACCCAAAUAGGUCAAUCGUCAAAGUGAAGAGGAAGUGACACAGAAUU